GCAGGUGUCAGUUUACUGCAGGGGGCGGGGCUUCGUGUUGCUCAACAUGGCUGCGCCCUGAUCGGAUCAACAGGUCUGAAGGUGCUCUCUCAGGUGUUCACCAUGUCCAGGGAGCAGGUGAGUAUCAGUGAGCUCCUGCUCUCAUUGGACAGUUCAGAGCUGCAAGAGGUGGAGCAAGUUAGAGCGGCAGUCAACCAGCAGCUGAGUACAGACAGAGGAGGUGCCGUCCUGUCCUCUCUGGUGGAGUAUUAUCUGGACUCUUCGUCCUCUCAGGCCGUGCUCCUCCUGUCCUCCAUCAGAGAGCCUCAUCACAAGCCCCUGCUGGAGAAGCUGAAUGAGUCUCUGAACAGACCAGGGACCAGACUGGCUGGUCUCACCCUGCUGGGUCACCUGAUCCGGAAACAGCCUCCAUGGGUUCAUCAUAUCAGCCGCUCAGCCCUGCUGCCGUCCCUGCUGCGCUGCCUGAAGACGGACGGUGAUGUGGUGGUCCUGAUCAGCGCAGUCCUGGUCCUCAUCACUCUGUUACCCAUGAUCCCUCAAGCUGGGAAGCAACACAUCUACGACUUCUUUGACGUGUUCGGACGCCUUGCGUCCUGGAGCUACAGAAACCCCGGUCAUGUACCUGUUGUCCACCUAGUCCACCUCCACGCAGGUGUGUACUCUCUGUUCCACCGUCUGUACGGGAUGUUCCCCUGUAACUUCAUCUCCUACCUGAGGCUCCACUACAGCAUGAAGGAGAACCUGGACACCUUCCAGGAGAUCGUCAAGCCCAUGUUGGAACAGGUCAGGGUUCAUCCUGAGCUGGUCACAGGGACUCAGGACUAUGAGCUGGACCCUUCCAGGUGGAGGUGUUACGAAGUCCAUGACAUUGUGAUAGAGUGCUCCAGAGUGUCUCUGGACCCUCUGGAGUCUUCCUGUGAGGAGGACAUUUACUCCUCCCUGAGAGACCCCCCUUCUUCCUCCUCUUCCUCACCCAGACCUCCCCCACAGUCCUUCCCUCAGCCUGUCCUGGACGUGACCAGCAGCCCUCACAGCACAGAGACCGUCAGCAGCUCAGGAAGUUCGGUCCGUCCUUUGCUGUCUGGAUGUCUGACUCUGCCCCAGCUGACGUUCAACACGUCCUGCUCUCAGGCUGAGGACGUCACAUGGAGCCCGUCGUCUCACUGUGGUUUGUCCACGCCCCCACCUGAACCUGCUGCUACAGGCUCCGCCCAUCCCCUGAGCAGAACCACCUCUAUCUCAGGUGUGAAAUGUCCCUCAGCAGCCUCCGUCCCUGUAACACCACUGACUGAAGAGAAGUACGAUGGAGGCGUACCUCCUGACAACAACAACCAGGUGAAGCAGCAGCCAAUCACAGAGCUGGAGGAGAGAGGCCAGAGUGAUGUCAUCAGCAGCAGCAGUGAAGAGGUCAGAUCGGAGGAGUCCCAGCCUGUCCGCUCCUCCUCCUCCAUCUCCUCACAGCCCGUCCUCUUCACCUCCACCCCCAACAGGGACGAGUUGUCCUCAGGUUCAUCUCUCACCCGUCCUCCCUCCUCCAUCUCACUCUGCUUCACCCCCCCUCACCCCUCCACCACCUCCACCCACAGAUCAGAGGAGGGAGACCCUGCCCUGUUUGGCCCCUCCCACUCCGAUCAAAGUCCCGCCCCUCCAUAUGAACCCCUGUUUGAGCUGGCUCUGCCUCGAGCCGCCACCCUCUUCAUCGGGAGGAAGACACAGGAGGUGCUAGAGAGAGCAAGAGAGAAAGGAGUGGGAGGAGGAGUGGAGGGGGAGGACAGGGAGGAGGAUCAGACCUCCGUCUCCCCUCUGGAGGUUCUGGACCAGCUGAUUGUCCACGGACACGACGCCCACGAACGCCUCACCAGGAGGUUGUCAGCAGUGAAUAAGUCAGUGGAUCGGAGUCAUUUUGGAGGUAAACAGCAGAGCAUGAAAACCAAAGGCCCGGGUCUGGGGGAGGAGCUUCAGUCUGUCAGGAGUCAGCUGUUGCUGAUCCACAGUCAGCUUCAGUACGAACGUUUCAAACGGCAGCAACACGCCGUCAGAAACCGCCGUCUGCUGCGGAGAGUCAUCAACGCCACUGCGCUGGAGGAGCACAGCGUCGCCAUGAAGGCCCAGCUGUCCGUUCAGGACGAGGAGAUUCGGUCUCUGAAGUUGAGUCUGGAGGAAGAACAAAGACGAUACACACAAAUGCAGCAGGAAACACAGACACACACCAACCAGCUACACACACACAUCCAACAACUGCUGCUACAACAGCAGGACGAGCAGAGGGACAACCAGAGACUGCAGAGUGAGCUUCAGGAGUGUCAGAGCAGGCUGAGAGAUCUGGAGGCGGAGCUUCAGAGAGCCAAUAACAAGGCUUACAACGCUGAGCGCCAGCUGACCCAGCUGUCGCUGAAGCUGUGCAGCAGCGAGCAGCUGCAGCAGCAGAUCUUCCUGCUGAACCAGCAGCUCGUCCUGCUGAGGGAAGCUAACAGAGCUCUGACCGAACAGCUGGAGGGAGGGGAGGCCGAGCACUGGACUGAGGCGUCCAUGCUGCAGUGCAGUGUGGGUAAGGACUACCAGCGUCUGAGAGACAGUGAGGUCCAGCAGAGACAGAAGUUGGAGGCAGCCAAUCACAGGAUAGCAGAACUUGAGAACCAGCUGGCCAAGAAAGAGCAGCUGAUCCUGGAUCAAAAGAAGCUUCUGGAGGACACCAAGGCCCAGAGCAGAGCUGAGCUGUCGGCCUGCGAGAGUCGCUGCGUCGCCCUGAGGAGGGUCGUCCAGAACCUGCAGACCGAGAUGCUGCACCUGUACAGCCAGAUCCACCUGGACACGCUCAGCCAGCCUCAGGACAUCAGCGGCAGGCCAAAUGGUGGCAGUGUCACCUCACCUGCUGCUCAGGGGAACCUCAGGCCCCGCCCCUCCUCCUCUGUCAGUAUAGUAAAUGGAGCUGUGGAGGUUCUCUCCACCUCCCCCCUGCACCUCCCCUCCUGCUCCUCCUCCCCUCUCUCCCUGUCCCCCAUCGAUUCCCCCCUUGCCGUCGGCUCGUUCUUGGAGCAGCGAGCGCGGCAGCUGUUCGGACCGACCAAUCACAGCCAGGAAGAGGAGGAGCCACAGGAAGAGGAGGAGCAGGAGGACGAAGAGGCCCAGCCAGAGAGCCCUCCUCUGGGUCAGGAGGCAGAGGAGACCACCCUCCUCUCAGGGAGCCCCGAGACGGAGCCUACUGCAGCUCCCAGCCUCCCUACCUCUAAACCUCCGGCCCCCGCUCCAGGUCCUGCCCCCCUUGCAGACCUGACCCUCGCUGUUAGACAGAGGAGACACGAGCUGAGCAUCAUGGACUACGACGAGACACUGCCAGAGUACUGAUGGAUCAGAGAGCGGCAGCAGCAGACCAGCUGGGACUGGGCAGGUUCACCUGUGUUUGCUCACAUGUUCAGUCUGAGCUUUAAAAACAUCUGUCUGAGGCGUAACAGCAGCCGAGGAUCAAACCCACGGUGAAACGCUGAUCAAGAUGAAGAAACAUCAGGAAACCGAACCUUCCUCACAUCAACACAUCAGUCAGGUUUCAUCGUUCUCCACCACGUUCUCCAUCGUCUGAGCUUCGACUGCAGCUCAUGGAGUCACUCAGCAGCAGAGCAGGGAAACAGACGUCACUCAGGGCCUUUGCCGCAUCAGGACCUUCAGUCGCCCUCAAAGAGAAAAAUAAUAAACCGUAUUAAUGUGCAAAAAAAAACAAGGGGAGGAACAGGAAUUCUGUUGUUUAAGAGUUUCAGCCUUGAAAACAUGGUUCACAUCAGCUUCCAGGUCAUGUGACGUGAAUGCUGAUGUCCAUCUGAGCCGUUUCCAAAUGUUCAACCAUUCAGAAUAAACUGACGGCUUCAGAGUGAUGAAGCUGACAGUCGGACUCAGUCCUGAUCUGAGUCACUGGCUUUUCUUUCUGCUGGGCAGCAACUCAGCACAGCAACUGUUCCUCAGCAGUGUUGCUGUAUUCACCUCAGGAACGUUGCUCUGCGUCUGAGCUUGUUGCCAGCAGCUGUUUCCCUGAGUGUCGCCAGCUCCAAGAGACGGAUGUUAAAACUGUGAACACUAAAAAUAAAGACUUUCAAACC
Toxotes jaculatrix (banded archerfish) is the source of this 4088-nucleotide messenger RNA. It is a transcript of the gene tsc1a, whose product is annotated as TSC complex subunit 1a. The record is from RefSeq and is a predicted model, not a curated record. Gene Ontology annotation, biological process: regulation of cell cycle; negative regulation of cell population proliferation; negative regulation of TOR signaling. Gene Ontology annotation, cellular component: TSC1-TSC2 complex. The coding region runs from base 103 to 3345 and encodes 1080 amino acids. The transcript is spliced from 22 exons. Lineage: Eukaryota; Metazoa; Chordata; Actinopteri; Toxotidae.